Molecule: messenger RNA, 537 nt
Organism: Rotaria sordida
Lineage: Eukaryota; Metazoa; Rotifera; Eurotatoria; Philodinida; Philodinidae
Source: the annotation of a GenBank genome assembly
AUUGGUUACUGCUCAUCAGCCGACAAAUGUCAAGGAACAUUAUUAAUCAGUGACAUUUGUGGACAACAACGUUGUUGUAUCUCCGGACAAGCACCAGCAGCUUCAGGUGUAUGUAUUACCGGAGGAGAAUUUAAUGCUUUAUACAGUACACCUCGUGCUGGAUUCUUGCGCAGAAUUUUAAAUUAUGCAAUCAAUCAAGCAGGAAUUUGCUACAACUGUCAUGCAAAAGCUGUCUUUUUAGCUAUAUCAGCUGCAAUGACAAAUGACUUUACAAGUGAUGAAGUGACUGGUACUGAUGCACAAUUUGAUGACGAUGAUAAUAAGUAUGGUAACGAUCGACCAGGUGAUGGAUCGCGAUUUCGUCGACGGAGUUUCUUCGGUCUUCGAGGACGAGAAAUGUAUCAACGAUUGCAAACACUGAUACCACAGUAUCAGAGUGUAAGCAAACCAGAAUCAGUGGCUAUAGUUGAAAAUGGAAUGAAAAUUGCUGCGCAACAAUGGAAGAAUCCAAAUUUAUUGAAUGGUAUUUUCCGUUAA